AUGGAAAAACAGACAAGACAACAGCAGCGAGAGCGGUCCCAACAUGGUCCCAUGUCAUCAUCCCGCAAGCGCGCAGAGUCGCAUCAACCCCAGACAUUGACUCCACCAUAUGCGCAACGAUCAUCCGACGAGGGGCAACUGUCUCAACAAGCUGUCAUUUCUGCAUAUCUGAGAUCGUCAUACUCUGAUGAUGACACGGGACGUCCAAGGAGAUUCUCAUCAGCUGAGCAUUACUAUUCGCCGUCGCCAGCACACCACAACUCGCAGGGACAGAUUCGAAGAAUAAGCGGUAACUUCAACGCGCCGACGGACAUGGAGUUGGAGCGACAGAAGGACUUCAAGAAGAGUUCACGUGGUCUGGGGAAACUCAAGAACGCUGUCAGGGGUCUGGUUAGGGUGUGA
Messenger RNA from Alternaria alternata, 402 nucleotides. RefSeq lists its product as hypothetical. Lineage: Eukaryota; Fungi; Ascomycota; Dothideomycetes; Pleosporales; Pleosporaceae. The transcript is spliced from 2 exons. The record is from RefSeq and is a predicted model, not a curated record. The coding region runs from base 1 to 402 and encodes 133 amino acids.